UGCUCAAGAUUGCGAAAUACUGCCCCUUUUUUCCUCUUUUUGUAUCACCACUCUAGUUGUACGUUACCAUCCAAAUUAUCUGUAGUGAUCUCUACAAAAACAUCGAAAUCUAAGAGAGAGCUCCUGCAUUUGUCUCCUCGGUUCAAAUAAGCAGACGAAUACAACCAAUGUAGUAAGGCGUCCUAAAUCAGGGAGCUGACUGAGAUCAUAGAGGGGUCCUUACUCUAUGCUGAGACAUGGAAUCUUUGAGGCCUUUGCAAACCCUGGCUGACCUGCAGGAUGCAUUGAGUGCAGCAAGAACAGACUACAACCACUCAUCAGCCAAGGUGGUGACCAACAAGAAACACAUCAGAACUUCAAAGAAAAUGGCGUUCAAGUCGUCAUUUAUUGCAAAGUCAAAUCGUACAGAAAGAUCUGAACCAGUGGACACCAAGAAGCAAUUGGAAGUUGACCAAGCUGUGGCAGCAUCUGAUGACAGAGAGAGUGAAGAACGUCAUGUCCAGAUAUUUGUUUCUAAUCCAGUUAAGGAGAGUCUCUGUCUGCAACUUCAUCCAUCCACCACCAUCUCUGACUUGAAAGAAAUAAUACAGGAAAGACUAAACAUCCAAGCAAAGAAUCAGCAUCUUGUCACUAAGAGGGGCAUUGAGCUUUGUGACACACAGUCUCUGAUGGGGCUUGGCAUUCAGCAAGAUACCAACCUAGAGUUACGUCAAGUCGCUGGGUUGAUGGGCGGAACAAGAAAGCGAAAAUCUAGAAGUGGGAAGGGAAAAAAAAUCAACCAAGACACAAGCUGAGCAAGAGAAAAAGACUUCGUCAGAGUCAAAACAAGAAAAUGUCACUGAGUCUAUGGAGACUUUCUGUACUCUUGCUAGCAUCCUUGGUACUUCUUCUAGUGCAGUCCAGACCCAGAGAACUUCUCCUAGAACAGGGGCUAUUCCUAAGAACCCAAGGGGAACGAAAGAACAAAUGAAGCAUCAAGAUCAAGGAAAACCCUUAACUCAACAGUCGAGUGCCUCUACUGAGAAACAAGAUUGCUUAGUCCAGUCCCAGAGAACUUCUUCUAUAACAGGGGCCAUUCCUAAGAACACAAUGGGAAGGAAAGCACAAACGAAGCCUAAAUCUCAAACACAAGCAAAAACUCAACUUGGUGCCUCUGUCCAUUUGUCGGAGGAACCUAAACCUCAUCAUAGUGCCUCGGUCCAUUUGCCAGAGGAACCUAAACCUCAUCAGAGUUCCUUGGUCCAUUUACCUGAGGAACCUAAACCUCAUCAGAGUGCCUCGGUCCAUUUACCUGAGGAACCUAAACCUCAUCAGAGUGCCUCGGUCCAUUUGUCGGAGGAACCUAAUUCUCAUCAGAGUGCCUCGGACCAUUUGCCAGAGGAACCUAAACCUCAUCAGAGUGCCCCGGUCCAUUUGCCGGAGGAACCUAAUUCUCAUCAGAGUGCCUCGGACCAUUUGCCAGAGGAACCUAAACCUCAUCAGAGUGCCUCGGACCAUUUGCCAGAGGAACCUAAACCUCAUCAGAGUGCCUCGGACCAUUUACCUGAGGAACCUAAUUCUCAUCAGAGUGCCUCGGUCCAAUUGCCAGAGGAACCUAAACCUCAUCAG
Molecule: messenger RNA, 1608 nt
Organism: Asterias rubens (European starfish)
Lineage: Eukaryota; Metazoa; Echinodermata; Asteroidea; Forcipulatida; Asteriidae
Exons: 5
Coding region: 237-794 (185 amino acids)
Molecular function (GO): protein binding
Source: RefSeq, a predicted model, not a curated record